Leishmania braziliensis MHOM/BR/75/M2904 is the source of this 8712-nucleotide messenger RNA. RefSeq lists its product as hypothetical. Lineage: Eukaryota; Euglenozoa; Kinetoplastea; Trypanosomatida; Trypanosomatidae. The coding region runs from base 1 to 8712 and encodes 2903 amino acids. The record is from RefSeq and is a predicted model, not a curated record. The transcript has a single exon.
AUGCGUCCAUCGUCGACGUGCACGCCUGCGAGUGACACUUGGCACCGACGGUCACAAGGGGAGGGGGUAGAUGGCUCGAUUCGGUUGCCGAGCCCGGCAGCCGCAGCGACUUCCGCCUCGCCAAAGACUGUGAGUUGCUCAAAGUGUGUAUUUCUCCCACAGCGCGGAGGUGGCCACCGUUUCCGCGCUGCUCUCACAGAGUCGCCGGUGAACAUUGCGGUCAUCGCGAGGCAGUGCACUUUGUCUCAUGGCAUCGUGCCCAUGACGCUUUCUUAUUAUUACCGCAUAUGGUCGCCAGGCGAAGCACUGCUGUCAUCGCUCUUGUCAUAUAUGUCGGCUGCACCGUUCCUCUUGCUGCGUUGUUUUCUUUCCAAUGCAUUAUUCUGCUCGGCUUUGACUUUCUCAGUCGCCGCUAUACCGAUGCGUACCUCGAUAAGCGCACGGCGACGCACUGUGCAGAUCGCAGCGAGCAGGCAGCAUCGAGCCAUUGCCCAAGGCGCAGCUGGGCUGCAGCUCUCCCCUAAUCGCCAAGGUCAAGGAAUGAUUGGGGCAGUUAUUGCUGUCGAUGGCAGAGGCGCGCGAUCGGAGCUGCGGCUCGGUGUAGCUGUGCGCGCGUUUGCCACAGCGGCGACGCCGUCCCUCCCCGGAGACAGUGAUGCGCCGCCGGCUUCCCUGGAGUCCUUCUUGGACCUCAAUGAUGCACCUGUGCGUCCUGGGCUCAGCAACAGCAGCGUCGUGAGCGGUGAUGCAGCAAGCGCGUCGGAGAAGAAAGAACACACGCAUCGUUUUAGGGCCAAGCAGCAGCGCCAACAACACCUGCAGCGAGAAGCGUCAUUUCGAGGCAGGGAUGGACAGAGAGAGAGAAGAAGAGGCUCGCAGGGCUCUUUGCACCAGCAUGAGCACGGCGCGGCCACCCGCAGGAAGAGAUUGCGUCACGUACAGACUCUAGUGCAGCAGCAGGAACAGGAGCAGCAGCCGGGCCCUUCACCAAAGAAGGAGAUGCGCUUCGUUCACUCGUCUGGUGACCGUGACGGCCCAACUUCCUCGGCGGUGGCGUCCUCGGCCGCAGGCGCUUCUGCCCAUGGUCGGCAGGGCUCGUGUCCCGAGAGGCAAAGUGGCGCUGUGAGCGCCUCGACCGCACCCCUGAGAACGGCCGAGGAGGAGGAGGUGAGCACGACAUGGAGCGAACCCGCGGGGCGUCGGGGUGGCAGCUGCUCUAAACGGGACCGUUGGAGCGCUGGCGACGCAUUCGAGACGACUCAGUCAAGGUGGUCUGCAUCAUGCGUCCCCUGCAUGCCGUCGUCGUUUAACCGGACGCCGGACAUUCUCGCAACGACGCUUGGAAACUCGAAAUCAUUGAUGCAGAACGCGUCGCCGUCUCCUCCAAUGCCGGCUCGCGAGGUUUACACGAACGCUGGCGAGCCGAACUGUGCUGCGCUGCGCCGACUUGUCAAGUCGCAUCCCACCUGCCGAAAAAACUACGAGACACUACGUCGGUGCGAGAAGGUCGCGACUGCAUUUGAACGUUGGUGCGCCGAGGCAGUGGCGCACAGCCGCUUGGUGGAGCACUUGGCCUCAGCAUUUGGCAGCGCUAGCCAAGUGGGGGCCCCGGUCCGCCUCCUCCUCACAGGUGCCUCCGACAGAGUUGUAAUGGCUGACGCAGGGGACGAAGCGGCUACCUCUACCAGCAUGUCAGCAGCCGAGACGCUGGCAGUGCUGGAGGUGCCGCUUUCGGUGGUGGAGUGGCUCAACGAGCCCAUCGUCGUGCCGGAGCUGGGUGCAGGGACCCUCGUAGAGGCUAUGAACAAGGUGCUAUCACUUUCGAACGUGAACAAGGAGCCUGUGAGCAACAUUGAUGGCGCUGGUGCUGGCGAGGCAAAUGACUCGCCGGCUGCACUGUAUCGAUGUGAAAGUCACGAGGCGAUGAAGAUAUGGUAUGACGCGUGGGGGCGCCUCGAGGACUAUCGCAAAGCGGGGGCAGGCCCACCCAACGGUAACCCUGCGCCGGCGGCGCCAUCGUUGAAAGCGUCCAUGGAGUUGUGGCACCGUAGACAAUGUGCACUGCAGUAUGUGUUACUCUCUCAUUUGACUGAAGGCAGCUGUCCUUCAGUAGGCGCUGCACUGCGCGCCUACAAAGCAGCUUGUGAGAGCGUUGACACUCGCGACGUGCCUCUGGUCGUCUGCGGCCCUACAGCAGCUGCCGGCACCAGCUGCGCACCAGCUCAGCCUGACGAGCACGCACCGCUGCGGCCAGACCAAGUCGUGGAGGGGGCAAUGCGAGAGCUGCUUCCCUAUCUUGCCGAGUUUCUCCAGACGCUGAGCGCCUUCAAGGCCGCCCGCGAGGAAGUGAAAAUGCAGGCGGAGUACCAUGCACUAGGGGAAAGCGCAACAGCAGUGCAGUCAAAACCCGGUACAGUAGCUGCUGCCGCUGCCCAUGGAGCAUACACACGUCUGUGCCGUGUUGCGCGUCGAUUUCGUGCGUCACCGCCGGCGCAGCUGCACCCGCAACCCGCAGCCUCUGGUGCCCCAGGUAAGCACUGUAGCGACGGUUGCCGUGAGGAUGAAGAGUUAUGCACCGCGGCCCAGCAGUACCUCAUGUCGAUUUCGAAGGUGGACAAAGUGGCGUCUCAUUCAGGCCAGUCACCAUCAGAGCUGAAGAGUGCGGCGACUGACACCAGCGCCCAUGAAGAAGCUGGAGCACAAUUGCCAUCAAUGACGUUGGCUGAGCAAGCGGGUGCGGUACCGACCUACAGCGCAGCAGUGCUGGACAUCUGCAUUGGCGUCGUUCUGCGUUGUCUUCUUUUUUACUUCCCAGCGCUUUCUGCAAACGACAGGCGCUGCGUGCUGCAGCAGCUCAACGCCCCUUGGCUGACACAAGCGGCUGAGGGGAGCGCUCGAGUUGCGUGCUGGUCAGCUUUUUUCGGUGUUGCCGAUCUUCUCUCCAGGGCCCACGCCCAAAAGCGUCAGGAGCGUGUAGCUGCGCUGUCACCCGCCGCGGUAAAGCUCCGUGGUGGCGGCAGUUUGAGCUCUUCUUUGCCCUUCUUUGACCACUUUACGCUCUCGAUGCUGCAAGGCGUGGUACGGGAGCUGCGCUUUUUGUGUUGGCCCACGGUGCUGAAUCAUCACUCAAGCAUCGUGCAGCACUCCCUGUGCCUCCCGUCAACGGUAUCCGUGGCAUCUCCGUCGCCUUCUUCAUUGGCGACACCAGCGUCAGACCAGCAGCAGCAGUGGCGUUCAUCUAGUGAGACUCUGCAUGGUGACAGCGCACAAGGCACGGCCGCAUCAUCAACGGCCGUCAGAGCUCCGUCGCGCUCCCCGCAACCUCGUGCCCCUGCGUGGAGCGACGUCAUCGCGGUUGCGCGAGCCAGCGAGCGCAGGCAGCGACUGGGCUACGAGCUACUCGUUCUCUUCUUUGGCGCUUUGCAGUGUGGGAAGGCGCUCUCGUUUGCAGCACCCGUCCCCGCCACUGCUGGCACUGAUAAGGCUGCUGCUGAGAAAAAGGCUUUGCCGCAUCGUCGGCUUUAUGAUAAGCGCCGACUUAACACCAUCUGCAUCUAUGUGCUUGACGUCGAUCGUUUCAUUACGGAGCGGAUGCGUACCUUGUGGUCGGAGGGCGAUCCGUGGCCGCUGCUGCGUACUCAGUCCUCCCCUUCGACUGGACAUGCGGCGUCACCGCCUGACUCGCGUUCUGCACUUAUGGAGCUGCUUGCAGAGCAGACUGCGCACCCGUAUGGGCUUUCUCGCUUGGCGUUCUGCGCCUUCAGCGCUUCCCUCUUACAGAGCUGGUCGACCAUGUCGCUUCACCGCGCCCAGAUCCUCAUGAUGGCCUUACAACGGGCUGUGGCAGCUCCUGCUGCACUGACACUGCGCUCGCUACUUGUCACCCCACAUCCGGACACCCAGGCAGGCUGGCAGCUUAGCGGCACCAGCUCCUCUGCCCCAUCAUCACAUGCGAUUCAGCUGGCUGCGCGCCGUGCCGAGUGGCGAGCGGUGGCGCCGGUGAUGGCCCUUUACACCGCACGCGCGUCUCCGUCUUUGUGGAGCACAAUGUGGGUCUACGUCUCGUCUGAAAUGGAGUCUCUGCCGCGGCGAGUAGAGGAGAUGAUGGUGACAGCACAUGCAAGCGCAGUCGAUAGGCACGGUGACGAUGUUGCAGCUUACGAAGAGCAACGCGGGGAGAGUGGUGGGGUGCACGCGUGCUGCAAGGAGUUAGAGGAGUUGGCGACCAUGUGCGCAUGGCUGGUUGUAAUGGCGCCGUCAGUCUGCGGCGAGCAGCCCGCUGGCGCUGGUGUUGCUAUGCCAGCUGCUGUGCAGGGGUCUGUACUGGAAUGCGUCGAUCGCGUGACGGUCGAAUUUGCGCACUGUGUCCAGGGAGUUCUCGCUAUGUGGACGCAGACUGGCGCGGGCGCCGAUGCGGCUGAGCAGCUGCUGAAUCUGUUUCCGAGGUGCCCCAGUGCCACGACAGCGCCAAUGAAAAGUCCUCCUGCAGAUGCGCAGGGGAUGGAAGAAGCGGAUGAGGCGGUGGCGCUACUCGUGCGAUUGGCAGAGACGGCGCAGGCACAUGUGUGGACCAGUGCGCUGCAUGACGCUGUGGGAGGAUGGAUCACGAAGACUCGCUGCCUCCAUGCCCAGCCGCGAGCGCUCAUGGAAACUGUUCAGCUUAUGACACCAGCGGAGGUCUCUGCCUCUGCUCCCUCCACAAUGUCAGCAGCAGCAGCAGCAGUAGCAGGGCUGUGUGUUGCAGACGAUCGUUCCCUGGCAGGUGAGACGGUGGCGAGCGUCGUCAGCGACACACCUGUGCUGACGGCACCGCCCGACUUGGAUUCGGCGCUGCUUGGCUGGUGGCGCACCAUGGCGGAGGAGGACGUCGGUCUACCGUCGGAACGUGUCUACCUCGGGCAAGUGUACACAGAGCUUCUGCGGAUUGUGUCUGCUCGCGUGGGCCUGGAGCUGUUGACCCCUUUACCAGAAAAGGCGCACACAGCGUACCCAUUGGAUGCUGAGGGAGAUUCGGGGUUGGCAGGCAAAAGCACCGGUAGGUGCGCAGUAGAGAGCUGUGGCGAGUCAAGGACGAGUUUGACGGGCAACACGUCUGUCGGCGGCGCAGCAGACCAAACCGUCUUCUCUGCCGCAGAAGUCGUCGUCAUUGUACGGGUGCUGAGCAGCAUUGCGGCACGCAGCGCCACUGUGGCGACCUUGGGCCUGCCUACGGAGCGCAUGCUCGGAUGCGGUGCGUUCGGCAAGACGUCGUCUGCUAGCUCCGCAGAGAACGCUGUGGGUGGCGAGACAACUUCUGGUAACCGUGACUCCAUCCUCGACUCGUUACGUCGCGUCGCUGUGCACGCCACUGUGGCGGCCGUAAGAGCACCGUCUACCGCAACGCCAGGUUCGACAACGUCAAGGGACGCAAGUGCGAACGGCCUCUCAACCACAACUGACGGGGGUGACAGCAGCGCCCCUAUUAAAAUUGGUGGUGCGGAGGGGACUACUGAGCAUGAUCGAGACAGUGCUGCUGUCUUAUCUGCCCAAAAGGCAGCCCAGCGCAUCGAGGAGGCACUGCUGCGCAGCUUGACAGCGCACAGCGGUGUGCUGCCGGCGGCAACGAUGGUGGAGGCGACGUGGCUUCGACUUUUCCCCUUGUCAGCGAUGCAGAAACUCAUUGAUCAUCGAGAGUCGCCUGCCACCAUUGCAGCUGACCUAGUCGCUACGCCGCGAGGCCUGUCAUUCACCGCGCCUUCGUGCAGGACCAUGAGUGGCAAGUCAUCGAACGCGCAGCCAACUGUGCACUCCGACCUCGCCAGCGCAGCAGCAACGUUGCCGUCUCCACAUUCUCCCUGUACCACCGCUGUCACAUCCGACUCGGCUCAACACCUCAAUGGGUCACUGCGGGAAUCGCCGUCGCCGUGGCUGCGCAAGUUGCACGAUGCGGUUGUCACGAACCGCCACUCCUGUCACGUCAGCAUCUGCCUUGUCUCGUCGUUGUACUCCGUCCUGGCAGCUCCGCAGGAGCGUGGUGACUCUACUCAUCCUCACUCAGCAGUCACUCGUUGCGGCAACAGUAGCGACGCGGGCAGCGCUGCCUCUGCAUCGUGCAACGAUAUCUCAGAGGCCGCUUCAUCUCGCGUGGAGAACUGUGGUGGUGGCACAGACGCGUCGUUGCUCGCCACGUCGCGUCUCCGAGGGUUCUUGACAAGACUGCGCACGAGCUGCGCCGAGGCCGUCGUACUUCUUCAUGCGAGAAUGCAGCACACUGAUCUUACGACCGCGUCCGGCAAGGGUAACGCGAAUGGCGGUGGCGGCAAUGCAUCCCAAGUGGGCUUGGCAUCAUCGGCGUCUGCAGGCGUUUCAGUGGCUGGUGAUGAUGACAACGGUGGUGCUGAGGCGAAUACGUCGCAUACGGCCGCGCCGCAGCAGGAGCAUGGACGACGCUUCUGCCACGUACUGGUGGUGGCAAGUGAGCUUCAUGAGCGCCUAUCAGCCUACACAGAAGCACUCACCUGCGCCGCAGCGAGCUGUAACAGAGCAGAGCAGCGUGAUGGCGUGGGCAAGUGGCGUACGUUCCGAAGCGGCAAGGCGGAGGGAGUGCGCCGUGAGCUCCGCCUCUUGUACACGUCUCUGCUCGAUUCGGUGUCCGAAUUUGUGCCGUAUGGCGAGCACGGGAAUGCGGUAGAGGUGAUGCAGAUACUAGGCAUCAUCACUUGCCGCAUGCCGUGGCAGCAGUACGCGCAAGAGUCACUCGCGCCUGCACUGCCUGUCGAGAAGGAUCGGCAAUCUGGCGGUCCUUCGAGGGACGAAACAGGGGUCGCUGCAGCUCCGCUUGAGAAGCGAGGGGAUGGCAUGAUGGAGGCCGGCGCUGCUGCUUGGUCGAGCGCGCCCGAAGACGGUGAUGCAGUAGGUGUUUCUGUCGAUCCCCUCCUUCUCUGCUUUAGGGAGCAGGUGACGCGGCUGAUGCCGUACGUGGAUGCUGAGGUGCUUCGGUGCACAAGGGCGCGGUCUCCCCAUUUGUUGAGCUUGGCGCUGAUCAGCAGCGCAAAAUCAUCUAUCGAGUACGCGUUGUGCAGGGUUCCAGUCAGCUCUAGUCGAUCCAUGCAUCGUUGGGAGGGGACGAGCGCCACCGCUGUGGAGGCGAUGCGUUCGGGGGCCGCCGUCGUUCUGUCACCCAUUCCCCGGAUGGCAGCGAGUAUGGGCGUCUCUGAAGGCGCCAGUCGUGAUGCCACAGGCGCACCAGCGUCAGGUCGUCUGGGACUUUCUACGCAGCCUCUCUGGUCGCAGGUCCCACUCGAGUCUCUGCUGCACCGUGUAGCUAUGGACCGGGUUGUGGCACCGCGGCACGCACUCUACCUGUGCCUGCUGGCCGUCAAUGCACCGGAGUUUUCAACGAUGCUUCUACCCCUCACCUACUACCUGCGCGACGCGCGCGCGAGGAUUUCGUGGGGGAUGCUGGAGGUGGUUUUCAAGGCUGUCGCCGUCUCUGCGGCGAACUUCCAGCGGCACAGCCAAGCAGAGAUGUUGCUACGUGAUGACCAUCCUUCGCCAUCGUCCACGCCGUCACCCGGAUCAGAUCAACUACCAGGUGGCGUUACCUCUUCUGCAGCAGGUCGUGCGAGCCCAGUCUCCGCGUCGGAGCGGCCCCGACACGGUGGGAGCGGUAGUGAUGCACCGCCGCGCGGCGGACUCGCGCUGCCGCGGUUGCCGACGGAGGGCUCGUCGCUGCGCGUGGGGGAGAUGAGGUAUCCAGGGGGUAGCAGCAGCGCGGCGUCGGUGCCACUCUUUCGCUCUGCUGCCGUACCGUCUACCAUGGGAAAUGCGCCUUUGCAGCUGCGCCACGCUUGGGGCGACCUCGCUCGCCGCCUCCUUCACGAAGAGGAUGAUGUAGCCCUGUGCGGCUUCUCACUAUGGGUGUCGGCGCUGUACUGCGGCGCUAUGGUGAACUGCGCUGGGACGCAGGUGUUCGAGCAGCUGCUGGCGUGUCUCGUCUUUGGCCCCACGACCCCAGCAGCCUCGGCGGCAACCGUCACAACGCGGAUCUCCACGCUGGACGCUGUAGGCUGGACGCUAGUGCUGGAGGCGUGCGGCACGGCGUUGGACCACCACUGCCGUCAGGCAUAUCAGACGCUGCUGAGGGACGAGUUCAUCGCUUUCCUGGAGCGCGCUGCAUCUUGUGUGCACGGUAACGGAGGCGGCGCUCCAGCAACUUCCGCCUCGUCUGUCUUAUCGUCGACAAGGCCGAUUGUUGCAGCAGCUGAGUCGUGGCAGGUGGUGCUCGACGACGAGAUUCCCUUCGCAGGGGCCUGGCGCUGUGGGCUGUUGGAGGCCAUUCCGCAGCUGUUUCUCGAGGACGCCGAGUUUUGGUGCCGCGUGAAGGGCUGUGUCGAGUCGUGGUGCGCUGUGAUGUCUCUCGACCCAGCUGAGGUGGCCAGUGGGCCGCCAUCUGCGCAAAGGAGAUCCACGUCGGCGUUGCGGCGGUCGUGGGUGAGGCAGCUACAGCAAAGUUUCAACUGGGCGGUGCAGUGCGCCGGUCAGUCAUCUCUCUCGUUCAGCGACACAUGGACUACGGAGACGGCGGGAGCAGAUGCGCAUUCAGUGGCUGAGUGGAUGCGGAUGCAGCUGGAGGCUCUGCAGACGAGCGGUAGCCCAGUGGCAAACCCGACGGUCACACCGCCGAGCACCUCCCCGCCGCGUAGGAGGCAAACGGCGCUCCUUCGUCUCUAA